Messenger RNA from Cornus florida, 4011 nucleotides. Its product is annotated as VQ motif-containing protein 9-like. NCBI's taxonomy places the organism in Eukaryota, Viridiplantae, Streptophyta, Magnoliopsida, Cornales, Cornaceae. The coding region runs from base 304 to 1188 and encodes 294 amino acids. The record is from RefSeq and is a predicted model, not a curated record. The transcript has a single exon.
ACACCUUAGCACAGAGACAAACGAGAAUCGCUCUUUUACGCCUUUUAUUCUCUCUCUAGAAAUGCUCUUUCUCUCUCUAGAAAUUCUAGUCAAAGUUUGUGUAAUACGUUCAAAGCACUCGUUUUAACCUCACAUUAAUAACAAGUACUCAGUGACCACUCAAGUCUCUCUGCUUAGAGAUAAGAAGCAAGAGUUGCAGAGACAGACAUAGACAUAGCUACUACUCAUCUACACACACAUACAUACAUACCUAGAGAGUUUUAGAGAGAGAAAGAGCUGAUAGAUAUAGAGAGAGAAAGGGGUAUGGAUAAAAGCUGUCACUCCUCUGGCGGUGACUCUAGUAGUAGCAGCAGUAGCAACAACAGAGAUUACUACCUCAAACACCUUAACAAAAUCAGUCACAAGAUCUCCAAGCCGGUCAGACGACCCACUUUUGAUCAUAUCAAUCAUCCACCGCCACCACCACCGCCACUGCCGCCGCAAUCACAGCCGCAGAAUCUGCCGCCGCAGCAGCAGCAACAUCAACCGCCGGUGUACAAUAUCAACAAGAGCGACUUCAGAGACAUAGUUCAGAAGCUGACCGGCUCUCCGGCUCACGAGCGGUUCUCAACGCCGCCGCCGAUCCAACCGCCGAAGCCUCCGAGCUCCCGUCUUCAGCGCAUACGCCCUCCGCCCCUCGCGCACCUUAGCAACCGUCCUCCUCCCCUGCUAAGCAACGCCGGCAUAAACCCUAACACCGGCGGAAGCUUGAUUCAGCAUCAACGACAGCCUCUAUCGCCGCUACCGCCUUUUCCGGCUGUCCACGCGGCGGCGGAAUCGCCGGUCUCCGCCUACAUGCGGUACCUCCAGGGCUCAGUCUCGACGGCCGAUUCUGAUCCCAAGCGAUUGUCGCCGUUCUCGCCUAGGUGGAGCUAUCUUGCUCCGCCUCAGCUGCCUCAACAUCAGCAGCAAUCGCUUCCUCGGCAGCAGAACAUUGCUCCGUCGCCGACAUCGGCUUCCAUGGCUCAAUUGCAGUUUCCGAUGCCCUCAUCGCCACUGCCGUUCGCUUGCUUCCCGUCGCCGCGGUCACCUUAUCCGUUUGCCCCAAAUAUGCUGUUUUCGCCUACCACAGCGGGGCAAUUAGGGUUUCAACAGUUCCCUGUGUCGCCAACAGUUCCCGUGCCGAGCCCAAGAUGGAAAGAUGUUUGAGAAUUUUCUGUUUCUGUAUACUCCAAAGACAAAGGUAGGCCUUUUAUGGUGUUGUUGAAAGAGAAUUUAUAUAUUUAUAUCUGUACUUGUAGAUGUUGAGGGUUAUAUUGAUAGCUAGUUGUUGGAAGAAAUGAUGUUUGAUACCAAUCAUUUAGGGUUCGUUCUGUAAAUGGUUGUCACAAUUGUGAAAAAAAAAAAAACCCUAAGUUUGUUCCUUUUGGUUUCUUCAUAGAUUAAAUAUUGGGGGACAUUACUUUUGGCCUAGUUGGUAGAGCGCCCAGCUCCCCGAGCUGGUGUGCCCGUACUCGAGUUCUAAAAAAAGAUAGAUUGAAUAUCGGGGGAGAUAAAGUUCUUCAAGUUUGGUGUAUGGUUGGUUUUAGCAUGCUCUUAAUUUCCGUUUUAUCGUUGUUAUAUUGAUUUUAAAUUGAGUAAUGCUAAAAUGCCCAUGCUUUUAAUUUCUGUUUAUCGUUGUUAUAUUGAUUUUAGAUUGAGUAAUGCUACAAUGCCCGUUUUUUGUGCUAUUCCAAUAGACAGUGUCCAAUAAAAACCGAUCUGGACUUCUAUCAUUUUCCUUUUUAGAUUAAUCUGUACAUUUAUGGUGACAUCUCGUUGCCUUUUGUAGCUAAUAAGCAAACAUUACAUUAUAUGUUGAUUGGUUGGUAUGAGUUGUCUAAUUAUCAGCUUCGAUGAUUUUGAAGAAUUUUAAGGGUUCUUGAAAAUGAUUUAGUAUGCGAAUAAUUUCAUGAUCUGAGAGUUUGAAGUAUGUAGAGUAGGAGGUGCAAUAAGAGAUUGGUCUCUUUGGUCUUCCAAGGUAUAUUGUGCAGGGACCGGGGAGUCGGGGAAUGCACGUGGUCGGUGGUGGAUUAUGGAGUGCUCUAAGAGGCCCGACACCGCCAUCGUCAACCCCUCCCCAAAAAAAAGGUGCGUGUGCUGGGAACUAGGGAAGUAAGUGAUUUUGCUCAGUUUACAUUCAUUUGAGUUUUUGAAAAGUGUCUACAGAUAUGGCACUGUCAAAAGGAGGACUAGAAUUGGAGGGUUCAUUCUUACCACUUAAAAGCAAAAGUGUGUACAUGGGACAUGUCAAAAGAAAAAGUGCACAUUGGUCUCUCUGUUAAUUACUCUCUCUUGUGUAUUUUACAUGUGCAGUAGUAGUACAGUAGCAAGCUCAAAUCUUGGCAGUUUGAUGCAUAGUAGCAUGUUCCGACAAAUCGCUUAUUGUGUUGAGUUUUUGUUGCUUGAGUUUACACCCUUGGCUGCAGUUUACAUGGUAGCAGGUGUCCUAAGUUGAGUUCACAGUGUUGUCCGUUUUGUCAUUUGGUUAAGCUUUCGAUAAUGUUGUGGGGGAAGUCCCUGCAUGCUUUGUGAUCGAAAUGGUUUCUGGCAUUAAUUAUGUGGGCUGUAGCAAAAGAUUAUUUGAGAAAAUGUGCUGGCGAGUUUGACAUAGAAUCAAAAUUCUACACUUGCAACAUGGGAACUCUUAGGAUUCACCAACCUAGGUACUAGCAGUUUUGAAUCUUUUGUCGGUGUCGGUUCUUUAGCGCAAGUUACACACACUUGCUUAAUUUCAACUGUUGGAAUAUAAAGUAGCAUUUCAUUGUUAGAAAUCACUGUUGAUAUAUUUGGGUUGGAAUUUUUAUCCAGGAUUUUCAUUUUUAAGAUAGACACUUUUUUUAAGGGUUGGAAGCCGAGACAAAAGCUAUAUAUAUGUUGUAGGUAAAUGUGAAAACCUCCGUACUUGUUUUUGUUAAUAUAAAUGUUUUACCAUGUUUUAUAGGUUUUGUACCCAAUGUUUUUCCCUUUUCUUGUAUGCUUCUAUGACAUGUUAGGCAAGUGGAGAUCAAAAGCAGGUUUGGAUGGGAAGAUUUGUAUAACUUUAUGUUGUGGGAACUGUUCAUAUUUUUUUCCAUUUGCAUGUGUUUCUCAAAACCAUUACUAAUUGUGUUUGUAAGAUUGUUUCUUCAUUUCGUUCAGUACUUUGUUAGAUUGUUUGUUUCUUUAUUUCGUUCAGUACUUUGAAGAGUUUUUCUAGGGAAAGUCAGUGACGAAGUGUUUAAUUUGGAUCUUUUUCUUUCUAUAUAUUUGCUUACCCUUUACGGGCAGUUGGACUUUCAACAUGAAGUUUUGAGGUUCAUUUUUGGAGAACCUUAUGUUUUGUUUCAUUAAACCCUGUUUCUCAAAAUUUAUAUUCUAUGGUUCCUUAGUAUACAUGCUAAAACUUGAUGUUGCUUUUUAGUUUUUCCUUCUAAAUAUGGUGAUUUCAUCUUAUUUCCAUUUUUUUUUUUAUUUUUUCAAGGUUUCUAGUAUAUUUUGCUUUGGUUGAUUAGUAACUCCCAAAGGGGAUAGCGGAAUGACUCUCACCUCACAUCCUUGAGGUUGGGAGUGCAAAUCCCCUUCGGGCUUAUACUUAAGGAAAUUUCUCCGUGCAAUGUUGGACAGGGGAUUGCAUGCUCUGAAAGGUCGUGCUGGGAAAAAAUAAAAAAAGUGUGUGUGAAAAGGAGUCCUUGCGGUCGACUUCGGGCAUGGCCGGCCGCCAUAGUGUGACGGGCAGUGUGUACAAGGCCUGGGAUUUGGACUAUUUCAUUUCAUUUUAGAUCGGUUUCAAUUUUAAUGGAACCACUCACGUGUAAUGUCCAGUUACUUUAAUUUCAACUUAUGGACUCCAGAAAAUAGAAUGGUAACAUAAUGGAAUCAGGCAGUAAUAACCCAGGCAUAGACAAAAUGGUAAGUGGCCUGUUUAGUUAUUUUAAACAGCAAUUUCUGGAAAAUUAAAUUUUUUUGAGUUACGGAGUAUUUGUUAAAAAAAAAAAAAAAAGAAAAAACAAA